Caenorhabditis briggsae is the source of this 1437-nucleotide messenger RNA. RefSeq names its product Protein CBR-RUVB-1 (gene Cbr-ruvb-1). Gene Ontology annotation, cellular component: NuA4 histone acetyltransferase complex; Swr1 complex; Ino80 complex. Bases 1 to 1437 code for a protein of 478 amino acids. The transcript has 5 exons. The record is from RefSeq and is a predicted model, not a curated record. Gene Ontology annotation, molecular function: DNA helicase activity; ATP hydrolysis activity; ATP binding. Gene Ontology annotation, biological process: box C/D snoRNP assembly; regulation of transcription by RNA polymerase II; chromatin remodeling. NCBI's taxonomy places the organism in Eukaryota, Metazoa, Nematoda, Chromadorea, Rhabditida, Rhabditidae.
AUGGAUAUGGAAAUCGAUGAACCCACCAAUGGAACUUCUUCUUCCCGUUUGGCGCCGAUCGAAGAGGUUAAACCAACUCCCAAACAGAUCAAACGGAUUGCUGCCCACAGUCACGUUAAAGGACUCGGAAUUGAUACAGAAACAAAUGAAGCUCUUCCUGAGGGAGCUGGAUUCGUUGGACAAAUCGCCGCAAGAACUGCCGCUUCCAUCAUCGUCGACAUGAUCCGAAUGAAGAGUAUGGCUGGCAGAGCAGUUCUUCUAGCUGGACCACCGGCGACCGGAAAAACAGCAAUUGCUUUGGCAAUGUCUCACGAACUGGGAGACGGUGUUCCAUUCGUUCCACUUGUUGCCAGUGAAGUUUUCUCCAGUGAAGUCAAAAAGACUGAAGUGCUGAUGAGAAGCUUCAGAAGAGCUAUUGGUUUGAGAGUCAAGGAAACGAAGGAUGUCUACGAAGGAGAGGUCACAGAAUUGACUCCAGUUGAAACAUCAGAAAGCUCUGGUCUUGGAAAAACCAUCUCUCAUCUCCUUAUCGGUCUGAAGACAGCAAAAGGAAGCAAGCAGCUGAAAUUGGAUCCAAGUAUCUAUGAUUCGAUUCUGAAACAGCGUGUUGAAGUCGGCGACGUUAUCUACAUCGAAGCUAACUCGGGUAUCGUAAAAAGAGUUGGCAGAUGUGAUGUGUAUGCUUCCGAAUUCGAUUUGGAAGCUGAUGAGUUUGUUCCAAUGCCGAAAGGAGAUGUCAGAAAGUCAAAGGAUAUUGUGCAAAACGUGUCAUUGCAUGAUUUGGAUCUGGCGAAUUCCCGUCCACAAGGCCGUCAAGGAGAUGUAACCAACAUCGUUUCUCAGCUAAUGGCACCAAAGAAAACUGAAGUCACUGAUCGUCUCCGAUCGGAAAUCAACAAAGUAGUGAACGAGUACAUCGAAAGUGGAGUCGCUGAGUUGAUGCCAGGAGUUCUCUUCAUCGAUGAAGUCCAUAUGCUUGACGUGGAAUGUUUCACCUAUCUCUACCGUGCUCUUGAAUCUCCGAUGGCUCCAGUUGUUGUGUUCGCCACUAAUCGGGGUACUACUACUGUUCGCGGACUCGACGACAAAGCACCGCACGGAAUUCCACCAGAGAUGCUCGAUCGACUGAUGAUCAUUCCCACGAUGAAGUACAACGAAGAAGAUGUCCGCAAGAUUCUGGCACAUCGUACUGAAGCUGAAAACGUACAAUUUGACGAGAAGGCGUUCGACUUGUUGAGCAGAGUUGGCUCAGAAAAGUCGUUGAGAUAUGCAUUGCAGUUAAUUGCUCCAGCUCGUCUUUGUGCGCAGACAUGUGGAAGAGAAAUCAUUGAUUUGGGAGAUGUCGAACGGUGCACCAAGCUCUUCAUGGAUCGUAGCGAGUCGUUGCUGAAAGCGGAGGAGGCCCAGAAGAGACUGGCGGAAAAGAAUAGCAAAUAA